Messenger RNA from Dermatophagoides farinae (American house dust mite), 1174 nucleotides. RefSeq names its product ras-related protein Rab-13. NCBI's taxonomy places the organism in Eukaryota, Metazoa, Arthropoda, Arachnida, Sarcoptiformes, Pyroglyphidae. The record is from RefSeq and is a predicted model, not a curated record. Gene Ontology annotation, molecular function: GTP binding; GTPase activity.
GGUGUGUGUGUGUGUGCGUGUGUAUGUAUAUUUUGUAUCUGUGGUUUUUGUUUUGUUUUGUAAUUUGUAAUUUGUAAUAAUAAUUGUCUAUAUAUCGUGAUAGUUUAGUGUGUGUCUCAGUUAUUGUUGAUUGUUGUUCGUUAAUGGAUUCAUUCAAUAAUCAUCAAAUCGUUUCGCAAGGUGACCGUCCAUUUUCCACUUGCACCACCAUUGUAUCGACAUCAAAACCAAUCAGCGGUGAAGAUAUAAUCAAUAUCCGAAUGAUCAGUGGACGAACAAUCACUUCAACAACAUCAGCGGCUACAGCUGCUCAACAACAAGGAUCAUCCACUACAGAAGAAGCCAUUGUACGUUCAGCUACCGUAUUGAAUACAUCCGGCACCAUCGAUGGUGUGCUCGAUGUGACGCCACCACUACCGCCAUCCACGACAGUUGCAUCGACCAGUCAACCAUUGUUGACCACGGCCAGUACACGAAUAGCAAAAACAUCAAAAACGAAAUUCCUGAUAUUGGGCGCGGCAAAAGUGGGCAAAACACUAAUAUUACGACGUAUGCAGAAUAUCAAUUGGCCGUUGAUCAGUGACACGUCCUUGUACAAUCCGACAAUUGGUCCAGAUCUUCAUCGCCUCAAAUGUGGUAAUAUCGAAGCAAUCGAUAUCGGUGGCCGACAACGAUAUAUGCCAAUCGCGAGAAAGUAUUGUGAGUUAUUUCAAACAUUCGUCGUCGUUUUCGAUUUGACCGAAAUGGAAUCGUUCACGUUGGCAAAAAAUUGGCUACAAUUCAUUCACACGCACGAUCUAAUACAAGUGAAACGUAUCAUUCUGAUUGGCAAUAAAAGUGAUCUUGAUAAUGAACGUAAAGUGGCAAAAAAUUUGGCUAAAAAUCUGGCCAUGACAUAUGAUGGUGAUUAUCUGGAGAUUUCAGCCAAAAUGGAUCUAACCAUGGAUAAAAUCAUCGAUGCACUCGAACAUGACGAUAAGAGCGAUGCUAAUCAAUCGAAUGAUAAAUAGCCGUCGCUAUCAACCACCAACCACAACUACAACAACAACAACAACUACGACAUUCGAAUGAAAUCAAAACAACACGUACUACGCACUCACUUUGUUCAUCCAUCAGGAUUUUUUUUCUUUUUUUGGAGCAAAUUUUGUAAAUAAAAUUCCUCUUUUUCUUUUUC